Messenger RNA from Cucumis sativus (cucumber), 2314 nucleotides. Its product is annotated as putative receptor-like protein kinase At4g00960. Gene Ontology annotation, biological process: protein phosphorylation. Bases 41 to 2038 code for a protein of 665 amino acids. NCBI's taxonomy places the organism in Eukaryota, Viridiplantae, Streptophyta, Magnoliopsida, Cucurbitales, Cucurbitaceae. The record is from RefSeq and is a predicted model, not a curated record. Gene Ontology annotation, molecular function: protein kinase activity; ATP binding. The transcript has 7 exons.
CUCAUCAUCUUUCUCAAAGAAAAAAUCUGAUUUCUUAUCCAUGGAAAUGCUGAAUUUUGCCAUUAUUUUUCACAUCCUUCUCACUUUCCUUAUCCAUGCAAAUUCUCAAACUCUUUACAGAUGCAUACCCAACAACAACUACACAGCUAAUAGCAGUUACGAGUCCAGUCUUAGUCUCCUCUUUUCAACUCUCUCAACCAACGCCCCAGGUACCAACGGAUUCUUCAAUUCUUCUGUCAUCCGUACACCAAACGAUACCGUUUACGGCAUCUUCCAAUGCCGUGGGGACACAACCGACGGCUCGUGCCGGGAUUGCGUUAUGGAAGCCACUAGAAACAUAGCACAUCAAUUCUGUCCCUUUAGGAAAAGCGCUGUGGUUUGGUAUGACGAUUGUCUGUUGCGUUAUUCCGAUCAAAAUUUCUUUUCUGUUGUGUCCACUGAGCCACCUUACCCGUUAGAUAGCCAAGUUGAUAUUGGGUUCGACACGGACCGGUUUAACCAAUUAGUGAUGGCCACUUUAACGGCCAUCGGGGCUAAUGCUUCCUCGUCGGUAGCAGGGGAAAUGUUUGCGACGCAUGAGGCGAUUUUUACAUCAAAUAUAACGCUUUACACUUUGGCACAGUGUAAUUCGGAUUUGUCAAACACGAAUUGCCAAGAUUGCUUAACGCGAGUGAUUAGGGGUAUUCCUCGCUGUUGUGCUAAUAAAGUUGGUGGGAGGAAUUUGUUUCCGAGCUGUUAUGUUCGUUAUGAACUUUACCCGUUUUAUCAGCUCAGUAGGAUCACCAACCAGAUACCGCCUUCUGAACCCGCAACUCCUGAUCAACAACCACCACUUCAUUCCUCAGUUUGUAGAGCAGGGGAAAGCAAAUCCUCGAAUGUGAUUAUUAUAGCAAUCGUGGUUCCAAUAACUGCUUCCAUUCUGCUUUUGGUUUUGUGCUUGAGUGUCCUUCUCUGGAGAGCAAACAGGAAAUACAUGAUUCUUGUUAAGCAAGAGAGUGUUUUAAAUGAGAUCAUCGAUGUUGAUUCUCUUCAAUUUGAUUUCGAUACAAUCCAUGCUGCUACAAACAAUUUCUCAGAGGAAAACAGGGUGGGUGAAGGUGGAUUUGGUGUUGUCUACAAGGGCAGGCUUGAAAAUGGACAAGAGAUAGCAGUGAAAAGAUUGUCGAGAGGAUCCUUACAAGGUUCUGAAGAGUUCAAGAAUGAGGUCAUGCUGGUUGCUAAACUUCAACACAGAAAUUUAGUAAGGCUAUUGGGGUUUUGCUUGGAGGGUGGAGAAAAGAUUCUUAUCUAUGAAUACAUUCCCAACAAAAGUCUUGACUAUUUCCUAUUUGAUAAUGGAGGGCAGAAAGUGUUGGAUUGGUUAAGUCGACAUAAGAUCAUCAAUGGCAUUGCUCGAGGAAUGUUAUAUUUACAUGAGGAUUCUCGACUUCGGAUUGUCCAUCGUGAUCUUAAAGCUAGUAAUGUCUUGUUAGAUGAGGAAAUGGAUCCGAAGAUUUCAGAUUUUGGUAUGGCAAGAAUUAUUCAAAUUGAUGAAACUCAGAAAAACACACGUCGAAUUGCUGGUACCUACGGUUACAUGUCUCCUGAAUAUGCAAUGCACGGAAACUUCUCUAUAAAAUCUGAUGUGUAUAGCUUUGGAGUGUUGCUGUUGGAGAUUAUAACCGGAAAGAAAAAUCACACAUUUUCUUUGUUAGGUAUUGGUGAAGACAUCUCGACUUACGCUUGGAAGCUAUGGAAUGAUGGAACUCCAUUGGAUAUACUGGAGUCGAGUUUGAGGGACAAGUGCUCAAGAGAUAUGGUGAUUAGAUGCAUCCAUAUUGCUUUACUUUGUGUUCACGACGAUCCUAUACAAAGACCUUCCAUGGCAUCCAUUGUUCUUAUGUUGAAUAGUUAUUCGGUUACUUUGCCUGAACCUAAAGAGCCAAUGUACUUCAAGAGCAAUAUUAGAGAGAAUAAUGAUAUUGCCGCAGUAGAUGUUGAUCACUCUAAGGAUCCAUCUUCCAAUACAAUAUCUACAAGUGAGAUGUACCCACGAUGAAGUAUAUGCCUUUGAAAUGACUUAUUUUUAGUGAUUGUAAUGAAGCAGAGUGUAUGCAUGUUCCAUUACUUUCAAAGUUGUAUCGAGGAGUACAUGGCAUUAUUUUCGAAAGUGUAUUAGGGCUUUUAUUCCAUUGGCAAAUGGAUUAUUUAACUAGGAGUUAGGUAGAGAUGUGGAGGUGAUUUAACUUGUGACAGUGUAAGUGUUUAAAAUUUCAAUAUUAUGAGAAAAAUGUCAUGGAAAUCAACGAAAAGAAAAUUUAGUUGGUUAGUGAUA